Messenger RNA from Papaver somniferum (opium poppy), 797 nucleotides. Its product is annotated as eukaryotic translation initiation factor 1A. Gene Ontology annotation, biological process: translational initiation. Lineage: Eukaryota; Viridiplantae; Streptophyta; Magnoliopsida; Ranunculales; Papaveraceae. The record is from RefSeq and is a predicted model, not a curated record. Gene Ontology annotation, molecular function: RNA binding; translation initiation factor activity. The transcript has a single exon. Gene Ontology annotation, cellular component: cytoplasm. The coding region runs from base 189 to 626 and encodes 145 amino acids.
CUCGAAUCUCGAUACGGCAUUUAAUAGAUAGACUGGGAAGAUUAGUGGUUCGAGAAGAGAGCAUUUGAGGAAUUAUCGGCAGAGACUGUAGAAGAAAUUAGGGUUAGGUUUUUUUUAUAUUUCUCGAUCCUAACAGAAAAGUCUAAGGUAGAAAACUCUUCUAGGGUUUCACAGAUCAAGCAGCGGAGAUGCCGAAGAACAAAGGAAAGGGAGGUAAGAACAGAAAGAGAGGAAAGAACGAAGCAGACGAUGAGAAAAGAGAACUUGUAUUCAAAGAAGAUGGACAAGAAUAUGCACAAGUUCUCCGGAUGCUUGGUAAUGGAAGAUGCGAAGCUAUGUGUAUCGAUGGUACCAAAAGACUUAGUCAUAUCAGAGGAAAGAUGCAUAAGAAAGUCUGGAUCGCUGCUGGUGAUAUAAUUUUGGUUGGAUUAAGAGAUUAUCAAGAUGAUAAAGCUGAUGUUAUCUUGAAAUACAUGCCUGAUGAAGCUAGGCUUUUGAAAGCUUAUGGUGAAUUACCUGAGAAUACCAGACUUAAUGAAGGAAUUACUGGUGGACUUGAUGAUGAAGAUGAAGGUGCUGGUUCUGAUUACAUCGAAUUCGAAGAUGAGGAUAUCGAUAAAAUCUAGGGUUUGUUUUUCCUUUGAAACAACUCAUUUUUAUUUUCUUUUUUCUUUAAAUUUCAAGUUAUUUGAUACAUGGGUUUUUAAGUUGUUUAAGUGUGUUUGUAUGCCUACUGAUAUUGUGAAUCACUAAAUUCUAUAUAAUUAUAUGUGGUGUGAUCAUGAGGUUUCUUACUA